Uranotaenia lowii is the source of this 2610-nucleotide messenger RNA. RefSeq lists its product as uncharacterized. Bases 715 to 2367 code for a protein of 550 amino acids. The transcript has 4 exons. The record is from RefSeq and is a predicted model, not a curated record. Gene Ontology annotation, cellular component: dystrophin-associated glycoprotein complex; sarcolemma. NCBI's taxonomy places the organism in Eukaryota, Metazoa, Arthropoda, Insecta, Diptera, Culicidae.
UCGAGUGAGGUUGUUUCGCGCUGUUGUUCGGAUUGAAGAAAUUUGUCGGUUUGUUUAACGCCGCUGCUACCGAUAACCUUCGUUAGUGAUCGUGUGUUUUCUCCAUGUGCUUUUGGGGUCUCUGAUCGGGUGUAUGGGUUGGCUGGCCUGGCACUUUCCUCGCCCGUUUGGCCCCAAGCUCACAUUUCCUGCUGCUGCCUAUGUUGAAUACCUGGGCUCGGUAAAUGGGUAUGAAUUCCUCGGGAGGGUCGGUGUAUUCGGAAGUCAAUAGACUUCAAAUGGUGGUUUGCUGAAGUGAUGCCCUGCCUGAGAGAAGCACAUUGUUUGGAUGAUGGUGUCAUUGUGUUUUCGGUCUACGAAUAGUAAUUAGUGGCUGUCCCAAAAAGAGUUAUAAUUAUAGUGAAGCUAGCUAGUGGCGUGAAGCUGAAAGUGCUGCUUUCAGAACAAAGCGUUUCCCCCCGCUUUUUGUCGUUGUCUUCAUCAUUCGCGCGAUCGAGUCAGGAAACAGUACAUUGUGUAGUGUAGUUAGUGUGAUCUAUGAACAUAGCUGGGUGUCAACGAAUUGACCGAGCUUGGUAAAGGAGGAAGUUCGUGCCAGAAACGGAUUAUUGGGGUGUUAUUUCCUUCCAGGGCAGGGCAGGGGGAGGGAAAUGUUGAACCGUGAUCGCCUGCAGCAGAGACGUUUUGCUUGAAGUAGACUUUCACCGAUGCAAAAUGUCUUCGACAAAGCGAUCAAGCUUUGAACUCACUGCCAAUCAAACGGGCGACGAGAGGCCCUUGAGUUUCUAUGACAACAUCACAGCUGGAUCGUCGUCGUCGUCUGGUGCUACAAAAGUUAUCCAAAUCCCGGAUAUUCAGUUCAAAUUUGAUGAUGCUAUUCCGAUCACCGCCGAUCCUCGGCGAUCGACCUUGCUAAUGAGUAAUGCAAAGUCAGACUUUUUCGGACUGUCAAAAAUACCUGCCAAUGGCAUUUCAACAACGGAUGGUAAACAAAACCCGGAUGAUGCUGUUCAGGAGACUCAAGCGCUGAUAUCGGACUCAGACGAUCGCAAAACCCCUCCGCCGAUCCUCAGUCCAGUUGCCAGCUCAUCCUCACCGAUGUCCACUGCCAGCACAGCACUAGCCCGUUCGUCAGGAACUCCAGAAGGUUCCCCCGGACUUAAAUCCCGGCCCGUAUCCUCCACACGCAACAUCACCAUCAAGCUGCCGGAUGAAAGCGCUCCUUCUGAGGCAGUUUACAUGACCACGACUGUGCCGCAGAACUUUUCCAAGAACAGUACCUCGCUAAUCGGAAGGCACAAACCGACCCGGAGCAGUUUGAGGCACAGCAGGAUGUUGGUCGUGAACAAAACCUUCCAUCAGCGAUACCCGAAGGGCAACUCGCUCAACCUGCGCCACAUCCGGCUGAGCAAGACGCUGAUGGUGCUGAAAAUCAUUAUCGGUGCGCUACUUACCCUGAUGGGCAUGACCAUCAUCGUGUGGUCCCCAAACACCCACACCAAGGACAAUCCCUAUUGGUCGGGGAUGGUUUUAGUUUUAAGCGGCACGUUGUUCCUAAUACUAUUUGAUUUCAAGCGGAGGCCUUCAAAUCGGUUACGCGAAAAUUGUUACAAUUUCAUACGCGUGAACGCGUUGGUCAUUCUUUUGCUGACUAUAUUUUUCACGAUGUUGGCCUUCAUCUACGCGUUGAUACACUCAACGUAUCUCAGUUCGAGUCAGCUCCUUUGUGAACCGGAAUAUAAAUUCAAUAUAAACUCGUCCAGCUGUGUCUGCCUGAUCGAUACGCGCUCCACUCCGAUGACUGAGGAGAAUGACACUUCUGAAGCUAGCGAGUUGAGAGGUAGCGAUUUUCUUCUGGAUGAAGAUGGAACACCUGGAAGGAUCAACAGAACGUUAGCGGAUCGAAAUAAGGCCGUCAUAAGUGGUAUCGAUCUGAGAAGGACUGCUCAAAACCUGGAAGAGCAAGGCAUCACCCACAUGGAAUACCGAGAUUUCAACUGUAGCGAAGUUUUGGGCAUUUGGUACUAUUUCACGCUUUGUUCAACGAUGUUGAACAGUAUAGGUUGUCUGCUAGCUGCCGCCUUUCUUGUAAUCUACAGUAUCGAAUGUCUAUGGCGGAGAGAGCUGAACGAAGUAAAGUAUGUGGGGGUUCGAACGAACCCUGCUGGGGCGAUAGAGACCAACAAUGACGUCAAAAUGGAAACGAUCACCGUGCCCAACGGUCGGCAGGAUGAAUCCGAAGCCGCGCGAGAUGCUGGCGGAGGUUCCAGCGAUGGGACACCAGAGACGCCGCAAAAACAGUCACUGCCUUCGACGACUGAUGUAGUUCCCAGACUUACCGAAAGUAUUGAUACGAAAGAACCUUAGCCCUAAGACUAAGAAUGAUGACAUGCAUGGAACGAUACAACAACAAUUCUUGUAUCGAGAGUAUUAUUUUUAUAUUUACACAUUAAAUUUUUAAUUUAACGGAAUGAGAAAACGGAAAUGUGGAAAUUGAUACGAUCAGGUUGAAGAAUACCUUUCCUACGAUGUAGAGAAUUUAAUGCUUUUUUUUGCAAAACAUUGUUCAAAUAAAUAAAUAUGGUACGAAGAAUAGAAUUUUGGACACAA